AUGGAAGAAUUACUAUCGCAGCAGCGAUUAGCUAUGCGCUCUGUCACACGCGCAUUGGAAAACUUUAAGAAGAUCGGCCGUGCAAAUCACACGUACGGCAUAGUUCGGAAUCGCCUUCAAACUCUCAAGGAGACUUACGCUCGAUGCGAGCUCCUGCACGCACAACUGCUCAAAGUCGCCACCAAGGAACAAAAGGAUACCGAGAAAUACUUCAAGGAGGAUGUCUACAUCGAAUUGGAGGACGCCUAUCUCGCAGCAUCGGACUACAUCUCCGACGCCCUCGCCUCUCUCGAAGCAGAUCAAGCGCCAUCAAGUCCAGGGUUAUCCGUGAGUCAAUCACAGAAAUCCGAAAAAUCUCUUACAUUACCGCGCAUUAAUUUGCCGAAAUUCUCCGGCGAUUUACGGGAAUGGGAAACGUUUCGCGAUCAAUUCCGCUCCAUGAUUAUCGAUCAUGCCGAGUUGUCGAAUGUUACGCGCUUGCAAUACCUUUAUUCAUGUUUAAAGGACGAAGCACGCGACGCGUUGCGUAAUCUCCCUUUGACCGAAGCUAAUUUUAAAAUCGCGUGGAAUGUACUGCUCGCGCGUUACGAUGAUAAACGUCGAUUAGUGUCGGAACAUAUUCAUACGCUUCAUACGCUACCGGCCGUUAAUACCGAUUCCGCGCAGGAUCUUAUGUCGCUUCGAGAUAAAGCUAAUAUGUCAAUUCAAGCGUUAAAAAAUCUCGGUCGUCCAGUUGAGUGGUGGGACGAUUUGCUCGUCUAUCUAGUCGUGCAAAAAUUAAAUAAAGCCACGCGUAAAGCAUGGGAAUUACAUUUAGGCGAUAAAACGGAAUAUCCGUCGUAUACGGAUCUUCAUAACUUUCUCGCAUCGCGAAUUCGAGCGUUCGAGAAUAUUCCAACGACCAGUACGGUCAAAACAAAACCGAGCAAGUCGUCCGUGCAAAGUCACACGACGACCGCUACCGGAGCUCAUUGUCCGCUUUGUAAACAAGAUCAUCUCUUGUCAGUAUGUCCUGAUUUCAAGAAGAAACAGGUUAACGAGCGUCGCGAUCUUAUUGUCAAAUUUAAACGAUGUCUCAACUGUUUAAGCGCUCGACAUUUCGCGAACACAUGUCCGAGUAAACAUAACUGUCGUCAAUGCCAACAAAGGCAUCAUACGAUGCUUCACGAAGCGACGACAUCAAGCGCGACCGAGAAUUCCCUUGAAUCCAACGAAACGAAUACGUCAAAUGAAAACAACGUCGUUUCACAUUUAAUUACGAAAACAACAUUUGACAAAUCUCGUGUUCUAUUAGCUACCGCGCGGAUUCAGGUGUGUUCUUCGUCUGGUCGCACAGAUGUCAUACGCGCAUUGUUAGAUCAAGGAUCUGUCACUAGUUUAAUUAGUGAAAAUCUCGCUCAACGGCUACGGUUAUCGCGAACACGCGUUGCUGUCUCGGUUACCGGAAUCGGUGAAACGCAAUCCGUCGCACGACAUGCUGCUCUUAUUUCGGUAUCAUCUAAGACCGGCAAGGGUCCGUCAUACUCAACGACCGCAAUUAUUAUGCGCUCUCUGACUAAAUACACGCCGCCUAAAAUAGCAUAUCAAAUCUCUCUCGCUCAUUUAAGCGGCCUGCCAUGGGCUGAUCCGCAGCCCUCAAGUGCCGAUCCGAUCGAAAUGAUCAUCGGCGCUGAUCUAUACGGUGCUGUUCUGUUACCGGGCCUGUGCUCAGGUUCCUCUAAUCAGCCAACAGCUCAGAAUUCCAUUUUCGGCUGGAUCAUGUCUGGUCCGAUUUCGACGAGUUCGUCUUCAAACAUGUCUAACGUGACAGUUAAUCAUACCACGUUGCACGACAAUCUCGAUGACGAAAUUCGUCAGUUCUGGGAAGUCGAAGAACUUCCGCAAGUAUCAUACCUCACUCCUGAGGAACAACGUUGUGAGGAACAUUUCCGAGCAACUCAUUCUCGUGACUCUAAUGGACGGUACGUCGUACGGCUACCGUUCAAAGCCAAUCCUCCGAUUGCAAUAGGCGAAUCUCGUCACAUCGCCUCAUCACUUCUUUCACGGCUUGAAGGCCGUCUUCAAAAUAAAAGGGAUAUCGCAUCCGAAUAUCGAGAGUUCCUACUGGAAUACGAAAAUCUCGGUCAUAUGAAGAAAGUAGACGAACCCGUCUCUGCUUCACAAUCAGUUUACAUCCCGCAUCAUGCGGUGAUUCGCGAGCAUAGCAGCACCACGCGGUUGCGCGUCGUGUUCAAUGCAUCUCAGUCGACAUCGAACGGCUCUUCACUUAACGAUCAUCUCAUGAUCGGUCCUAAGUUACAAACCGACCUUCGUUCGAUUCAAGUCGAUCCACGCGAUCAAGACUAUCAGCACAUCUUAUGGCGCUCUUCAUCAUCCGAAGCGGUGCAAGACUACCGCUUGCUUACUGUUACUUACGGUAUGGCGUGUGCUCCAUACCUCGCUCUUCGCACGAUUCAGCAAUUGACGCAAGACGAAGGCGCUCAAUUUCCUCUUGCUCAAUCAGUUUUACGCAAUCAAAUCUAUGUAGAUGAUUGCAUCUUCGGCGCGGAUGAUAAGCCGCUUGCAAGGCAAAUCCGCAAUCAAUUAAUUUCAUUGUUACAAAAAGGUGGAUUCCUCCUCCGUAAGUGGGCAAGCAACUGCCCUACGUUAUUCAACGACCUACCGGUCAAUGAAAAGAGUCUCAGUCAAGGCAAAAUUCUGCAAAGCGACGAAAGUUUCAAAGUCUUAGGCGUCACGUGGCUCCCUGCAACCGAUACAUUUCAAUUCUCAGUCGAAGUUACCACGUCGAUCCCAGAUUCUAAACGGAAAAUUCUGUCUACUAUAGCAAAAUUAUUUGACCCGCUCGGGUGGCUUGCUCCGGUCAUAAUUACUGCAAAAAUUAUCAUGCAACAAUUGUGGGCUACUAAGUGUUCGUGGGAUGAUCCAAUUCCACCCCCUCUCAUGCAAAAAUGGCACAAUUAUCACACGCAGCUAAUUCAACUGCGUAAUAUCUCUUUGCCACGAUGGACUGCCUUCGGUUCCGACACAAGUCACUGUGAGCUUCACGGCUUCGCUGACGCAUCGUCCGUCGCAUACGCCGUUGUCAUAUAUCUUAAAGUGAUCUCGCUCAUGGGAUCAGUUACUGUUUCGCUAUUAAUAGCAAAAUCAGAAGUCGCGUCUCUUAAGCCAUUGACAAUUCCAAGACUCAAAUUAUGCGCUGCUGCGCUUUUAGCACGAACAAUGUCGUUUGCCAGAACGACAUUAGAACUUUCGACAACUCCAUGUCAUUGCUGGACGGAUUCAACCGUCACUCUCGCUUGGCUACGCCAAUCUCCAUCUCGCUGGAAAACGUUUGUCGCGCAUCGCGUGAACGAUGUGCAAACUCUAAUACCUGAUGCCAAGUGGCAUCAUGUUCCGACUCAUCAGAAUCCCGCGGAUCUAGCAUCACGCGGAGUUACCGCUUCCUCGUUCGCGGAGAGCUCACUGUGGUGGCAAGGCCCCGAGUGGCUCAAGCUUCCUUCAAGUAUGUGGCCGAAUGAAUCUCGGCAAGAUUACGACACCUCGCUCGAAAAACGUUCGACAUACAUACAUACAGACUAUGUGCAGACCAAGUAUCAGAGUGAUUGGCGCAUUGAUGGGCAUGCCCGAAGACUGCUCAAUAAUAAUCUGAAUAAAAGAAUAAUCUCCUGCGGUCAAGUCAAAGUAAGGCCAACAGACUGUGCGUAUAUCAAAUAUGAGAUUAAUAGUUAUAUGAUUAAGUAUGCCCCGACUUAG
Molecule: messenger RNA, 3753 nt
Organism: Cyphomyrmex costatus
Lineage: Eukaryota; Metazoa; Arthropoda; Insecta; Hymenoptera; Formicidae
Exons: 2
Coding region: 1-3753 (1250 amino acids)
Source: RefSeq, a predicted model, not a curated record